Acaulospora colombiana is the source of this 1248-nucleotide messenger RNA. The record is from the annotation of a GenBank genome assembly. Lineage: Eukaryota; Fungi; Glomeromycota; Glomeromycetes; Diversisporales; Acaulosporaceae.
AUGUACUUUGCUACAGGCUCAGCAAGGCUUCUCUCCUUAGCAAAUGUCAGCGGUUCCGAGGAUGAAGACAAAACAGUUAUAGGCAUCAACGCGAACAGUCGUAAAAAUCUCUUCUUUGUCCUCACAAAGAGUAACAUAUCUAUAUGGAAAGUUCGGCCUCCUGUCCUAUUGGCUUCAGUACAACGAACGAAGAUCUCGGUGGACGAACAUGGCGCCAAUGUAGCCGCCUUCUGGUCUCCUGAAGGCUCCAAGAUCGCGAUACAUACCACUGCAUCGUUCGUCGUCUUGGUCAAUAUCUAUCAAACUCCCGACUACCGUCCGUUGUCAAGAUUAUCCGUUGCUAGUAUUAUCCGAACGACAUUCCUACCCGGGCCCGGAGAGGGUUUACCUCUCGAGGGAUUGUAUCUACAACUUCGUGGCGUCAUCAAGAUAGAUGGAGAAUUGCUCUGCCUCUCUCCUCGUAUCACACAUCUUCUCUUUGCCACUCGAAACCCUGCCGCUGUUCAACAGCUACCCUGGCCUCAAGAUGACGAGGAGGAGGAGGAUGCUGGUUGGCUUGGGCACGAAACCUGGUCAUUGAAUGAACAACAAUUUCCGUGGCUUGAUGGCUCUGCUGAAGGUCACGUCACUCUCUCCAAAAUUCGUCAUACCAAGACAUCAGCAGCCGAGGGAUGGAUAACAAACGAUGGAAAGGCGUACUUUACGCAUCUUACAAAACAAGAAAGGGAUCCAAAUCAACUUCCAGAGCAAGAGGUACAGUCGCCGGCUAGCCACAAGACCACAGGAGAAGACGAAUCGGUCUGGUUGGGUACUCGUUUAUAUCCUGAUUCCUCUAGCUUGGGUCUCGAUCUCGGAAAUAAUCCAUCAAAAGGAGCGGUUGAUAUUGCAUUAAAUUCAAGAUUUUCCAUCGUGGCUGUGGGGUUAGAAGACGGCGAACUUGUAUAUAUACCGUUUCCAUCUCAAGAAGGGACUCUCGCCCCACCAAAAUUCCUCAAGAUUCCCGAUCUUUCUCUUUACGGAUCCUGUGGCCGCGUAACUAGUCUAGAAUGGACGAGUGAUGGCUAUGCCCUGGCAGUUGGAUGGCAGAAUGGAUGGGGCAUUGUCAGCGUAGGCGGCAGAUUUUUGGCAUGGAAUAUAGGUGCAAGCAUAUCACAUCCAGAGUACUUAAUUCAGGAUCCUAUUGUUUUAGAGUUGACACAAUGGCCAGGUUACAGGACACCUUUAUGUACGGAGUAUCAAAUUUGGUGA